CAUUGCUGCAGCCGCUGUGGUUGUUUGAAAAUCCACAGGACACAACUUAGAGCACUCACUGCUCUGCUCAGACCGAGGAAAUUUCACCAACAUUCAACAGACAAAUAACCUCCUCUAUUGCUGAAACCCAAGAUCUGACAUUUAAGAUCAUGUUGGAGGGUCAAUGGUCUGAAGCUUUGGGUGCUAACAAAAUCAGAACCAUCAUCCACUGGCUGAAGAAACUGCAUAUUAAAGGUGAUGCGUGUUUGGAGGAACACCUACAAACCUUUGGCUCCUGGCUACAGAGGACAUCAGAAUUCACAAAGAAGGAAUUGUUAACCUUGUGUUUCAGUCGUUGUCAGGGUUUGUGGAUGUUCCUGGAUCGGAGCUCCUUCAUUGAAGUACACAUCUUGCUCCAGAGACUGCAGAACCUGCUCAUCUUGGUUCAGUGGUUGAGAAAACAACAAGAUUUGAAGGCUCCAUGUAUGAUCUGCAGGGACACACAGCACUCAUCGAAUGGCAGAAAUACUUGUUGGAACCAAGAGCUCUGGACUCUGAAACGACACAUCUGGCUGGGUCGGCUGGUUCAGUGGUGGGGCAUUAUGGGGCUUCUGCCCAGGUUCCCUGAAGCCCAAGAACUGAGACGUUUCUCUCAGAUGUGGAAGGAAAUGGAACUCAGCCAUCAGGAAAUGUGGCUUAAAACUGCUGGGUGGAAUAAGAGAGAGAUGGAAAGAUGUGGCUUUUUGAUCAAGGGUAUGGUGAUGCAGCUGUCCAAAAAACAUGGGUGUAUAUGGACUUCUGAAGACUGCACAGAUCAAUGCUACCCCCCACCUUCUCUUCACGCACUUCUGAAGCUUGUCUUGGUUCCUUGUACUGACAGCAUGUUGGUCCAGGGUAUUCUAUUAUACUUCAUCCUGGAUGUGGCUAACUUCUUACAGUGCAAAGACAACCUUCUGCAGUCUUUUUGCCGUGCAUUUACGAUCCCUCACAGAUUUUCCCAUCAAAUCAAAGCCUUCUGGAUGUUUGAUCAUAGGCGCACAAAGGCCUCCAUGGAGCUCUUGUUGAGUCCCAAAGCCGCUGUCCCUCAGUUCUCCUGGCAACAUCGAUGCAUUAUCAUCUCUCUGCUGAAAAACAAGCAGCACCACAUGGCACUGAAGUAUAUCCAGUGGACAAAACCUCCCAUAGAAACCACAGAGGAUGCAAAACUUUGUGCAGAAGUGUUUCUUCUAAGCAGUUGUCUGUCUGAUGCUUGGGCUUUGUUGAAAAGAAGCCACACAGAAAAUGAGGAUAUGGUCAUGUACUUCCUCCAGGCCUGUAAAGGAGUGAAUCUACAUGCUGAAGCUGUAAAAUACAUUUGCCAUGGAUGCAACGGUGAAGAAGACUGCAGCAGAGCUGAAGUAUGCAUCUUGCAGCAGAAGAAUAAAGAUUGUUUUGGUGAAAUGAUACCCUGCCCACUGUCUGCCACACUGUAUCAGAAUCAGGCGGAGAGAACAAUGUCUUCAGAGGAACUGGUCAAACUGGUCAAUAAGGCUGUGACGGAAGUGAGAAAACCAAAUCCCAGCAUAAGUGAGGUUGUGUGGCCAAAGAAACCAAAGAGAAAAUCAAGCAGCAGAGAAAUAUUUCUGUCAGUGCAGGCUCUGCGCCGCCUCACACCAAGCCCAUUCUCAAUGGAAGCUGUGGAAGAAACCGAACAAACAGCAAAUGCUGAGGAUGACCAAGGGGAACACCACUCUGAAGCACAGGACAUUCUGACUUCUGAGAAUCAAAGGUCUUUGUCUGCCCUUUCUUUCUCCUCUGCCUCAUCAGCACCUCUGCCGAAAUAUGCUCACUUCUUUGACAGCACCAUAACGUUGCAGAGGAUUUCAGCUUUUCUCACUGAUCAGGAGAUCCAAAGUAUAGGAGAUGAUGAAGAUGAUGAGGACAAUUUCACCUCAGUGGCUGAUUCUUUGCCACAAUGCUGGGAGCCAAAAGUGUCACCAGAUGGCGCCACAGAACAACAUUCCCUCUAUGACUUAGGCAAAAGUUUGAAGUCCCAAGAUAAAGUAAUAUCUUAUGCUUUGCAAGGUGGAGAAGACAGGAAGUACACAUCAGGAGAGCAAGUUGCUGAUGAUUCUCCCAAAAUGGUCGCUUCAGGUUCCCACAAGAGGGAAGACCAGUCAGAUGGUUUUCUGGUGAUAUCAUCAGAUCAGAAAGGAGACGAGCACCACCAGCAAAAGGAAGCUCUGGGAUGUGGCAUUCAAGACUUGUCCAGUACACCAUCAACAACCCUCCGGGAUCCAGUGACUGACCUGAACCAAAGCUUGGUUUCAGAGGACAACACUGACCCACCAACAUUUGAUAAUACCACGUCUUCCUGUCCACUAGGCCCCUCAUCCACCGACAGUCUGGCCAACUUCACUGAUUUCUCUGCAACGCAAACAGAUGACAAACAGGCAGAAGGAAAGGAGCUUGCAGGUUGGAGAGGGAAGGCUCCACAACAAAGAGUCAUGAGUGGAAGAACACAAUCCAGGAAAGGCAAACGAGUGAAGAGAACAUGAUGAAAAUAAUGGAUGGAAAAAAGACAGUCUUUUGAAGACAUGAAUCUCAUUUAUAUAUCAUAAAGUCACACUCUGUAACACUGACCGAUCAACUGAACAAUUGGAUAUACCAGGAACAUGCAGUACAUACUUUCUUGAAUGUUUCUCUGAGCUAUACCUGACAGUGUCACAAACAUUAUUACAUAUAUAUUUUCACCAUUGCCUGUUCAAUAUUAAAAGGAUACCUGCUGUUCCAGAUAAAAACACAAAUACACCACAUUAAAAAUCCACUGAUGUUA
Molecule: messenger RNA, 2794 nt
Organism: Poecilia reticulata (guppy)
Lineage: Eukaryota; Metazoa; Chordata; Actinopteri; Cyprinodontiformes; Poeciliidae
Source: RefSeq, a predicted model, not a curated record